Molecule: messenger RNA, 2630 nt
Organism: Chanos chanos (milkfish)
Lineage: Eukaryota; Metazoa; Chordata; Actinopteri; Gonorynchiformes; Chanidae
Gene: tfa
Product: transferrin-a
Exons: 17
Coding region: 45-2129 (694 amino acids)
Biological process (GO): antibacterial humoral response; iron ion transport
Cellular component (GO): recycling endosome; plasma membrane; early endosome
Source: RefSeq, a predicted model, not a curated record
CCAGUCCAGGAAUUGCCUCUGGAGAGUACCCAAGGACCCCCAACAUGAAAAUCAUUUUCUUAUCCGCGUUGAUAGGAUGUUUCGCGUUGACGAAUGCGGCACCCUCUCAAUCAAAAAUAACAUGGUGCGCAAAAUCUGACCAAGAGUUGAAAAAAUGCAACGCCAUCGCUGCCAAGAUUAAAGAAAAAUCACCAGACACGCAGUUCAGUUGCGUUAAACAUGAAGGAUCAGAUGCUUGCAUCAAAGCUAUUAAGUCUGGUGUGGCAGAUGCCAUCACUCUUGAUGGAGGCGAUAUCUAUAGUGCUGGACUGGAAAACUAUAAACUUCACCCUAUCAUUGCGGAGGAUUAUGGCAAAGACACAGACACAUGCUACUAUGCUGUUGCUGUGGCGAAGAAAGGCACAGGCUUUGGGUUCAAAGACCUUCGUGGGAAGAAGUCUUGCCACACAGGUUUGGGGAAGUCUGCAGGCUGGAACAUCCCUAUUGGUACACUGAUCUCACAGGGGCAAAUUAGCUGGGAAGGCAUUGAGGACAAACCUGUGGAGCAGGCUGUCAUGGAGUUUUUCUCUGCCAGCUGUGCUCCCGGGGCAACAAAAGGUACCAAACUGUGCCAGCUUUGCAAGGGAGACUGCACUCGUUCUCAUAAAGAGCCUUACUAUGACUACCAUGGGGCCUUCCAGUGCCUAAAGGAUGGAGCUGGAGACGUUGCCUUUGUGAAACACUUGACAGUGCCUGACGCGGAGAAGGCUGACUAUGAGCUGCUGUGCAAGGAUGGGAGCAGAAAAAGCAUCGACGAGUACGAGAAGUGUCACCUGGCCAGGGUGCCCGCCCACGCCGUCGUCAGCCGCAAGGACCCUGCACUGGCCCAACGCAUCUACGAAGCUCUGCUGCUCAUCCCGCCCUCCGAGCUCUUCUCCUCUGAAGGUUAUGGGGGCAAAAAUCUGAUGUUCAAAGACUCCACAGUCAAACUGACCAGGGUGCCUGAGACCACAGACUCAUUCCUCUACCUUGGAGCAGAGUACAUGAGCACCAUCCGCUCUCUUCAGAAAGAGUUGAUCUCGAGCGGCAGUUCUGAUGCCAUUAAGUGGUGUGCUGUGGGCAAUACCGAAACCAAAAAAUGUGACAAGUGGAGCAUCAGCUUCGUAGAAGGAGGCAGCAGCAAGAUUGAGUGCGAGACUGCACCAUCUGUGCAAAAGUGCAUCGAAAAGAUCAUGCGCAAAGAGGCUGAUGCCAUGGCAGUUGAUGGAGGGGAAGUGUAUUCUGCUGGAAAAUGUGGAUUAGUGCCUGUCAUGGUGGAGCAGUAUGAUGAAGAGAAGUGCAAAUCUCCUGAUGGCAGUGCCUCCUCCUACUAUGCUGUAGCGGUGGUGCGCAAAGGCUCAGGGGUGACCUGGGAAACACUGAAGGGAAAGAAGUCUUGCCACACAGGCCUGGGCCGCACUGCUGGAUGGAACGUCCCCAUGGGCCUCCUCCACAAAGGCACUGGGGAAUGCGACUUCUCUAAAUUCUUCAGUAAGAGCUGUGCCCCAGGUGCUGCGGCUGACUCUAAUCUCUGUGCUCUGUGUGUGGGUGAUGAGAAAAAACUGACUACAUCCAAGUGCGCGGCCAGCGCUGAGGAGAAGUACUAUGGCUAUGCUGGAGCCUUCAGGUGUCUGGUAGAGGGAGGUGGUGAUGUAGCUUUUGUCAAACACACCAUCGUGCCGGAGAACUCCGAUGGUAAUGGCCCCGCUUGGGCUAAAGAUCUGAAGUCAGACGACUUUGAGCUGAUUUGUCCGGGUAAAACUGCUAGCAUCUCUGACUAUAAAUCCUGCCACUUGGCCCUCGUACCUGCCCAUGCUGUAGUGACUCGCCCUGAAACACGAGCAUUUGUGGUUAGAAUCCUCAGAGAGCAGCAGACAAAGUUUGGCAUUUCCUCUGGCAAUGAUGACUUCAAAAUGUUCAGUUCAGAGGAUGGGAAAAACCUCCUGUUCAAGGACUCCACAAAGUGUCUCCAGGAGAUUACGGCCUCCUCCUUUCAACAAUUCCUUGGAAAAGAAUAUAUGGAUGCCAUGACCUCGCUUCGCCAGUGUCCUGAAAGUCAGUCAGAACUGGAACAGGCUUGCACUUUCCAUACCUGCCAGCAGAAGUCUUAAAUUUAGUGAUAUGUAAAAAUUAGAUGUGGCACACUCUCUGUAUGCUUCACCAACUCUUCUGGCAACUGCUGACAUCCACUGAUAGCAAGCAAAUCCUGGGACGCAUGCCAACACUACUUCACUAAAGAGAUUCUGGACAAAAAUGAUCUAAAUAGCAUAACAUAGAACCUGUGUAUUUUGGUCACUGAGCACAGUAGUCAUGUUAAUUUUUGCCUACAUUUUCAAAUUAGGGGCUGUUUUCAACCUGAUGAAUGUGUGUUCACCUCUCAUAUGUAUUUGAUCUAGACACACUCUUGAAUGAACACACAUAUAAACACACCUGUGGGAGAUGGUGUCUGACUUUCCCUCUUACCUGUUCAUGAUUUUUCUACUGCAUUUAACAUCUUUCGAAACAUGGGCCUAGGUGUUGUGAACACUUUCAUUUUCCAUUCAUUUUACGAGACUGUUUAAAACAAACAUAAAAGUGAAUUUUAAUAAAAGUCUUUUCUAUUGCAAGACACA